Molecule: messenger RNA, 2478 nt
Organism: Penicillium atrosanguineum
Lineage: Eukaryota; Fungi; Ascomycota; Eurotiomycetes; Eurotiales; Aspergillaceae
Product: TFIIH/NER complex ATPase/helicase subunit SSL2
Exons: 3
Coding region: 1-2478 (825 amino acids)
Biological process (GO): nucleotide-excision repair; transcription initiation at RNA polymerase II promoter
Cellular component (GO): nucleotide-excision repair factor 3 complex; transcription preinitiation complex; transcription factor TFIIH holo complex
Molecular function (GO): hydrolase activity; 3'-5' DNA helicase activity; DNA binding
Source: RefSeq, a predicted model, not a curated record
AUGCCUGCCAAGCGCAAGGCGACUGACAGCGGUCGGUCAAGCAGCGCUUCGAAGCGACCUACACCGGUGCCGGAUGCCACUGACAUCUCCAGCAGCGAUGAAUACUCGGACCCGGACGAUGGAGAUCUGCCGGAGGAGCAUAACCUGAAAGAGGUCGUUAGCAAGUUCUCGCUCGCCUCAUUCAGCAAGCGAUCGCAGGUGAACAAAACCGAUCCCAGAUUCGGCUACAAAGACCUUUCUUCCCUGCCCCUCAAGCCCGACCACUAUAAUCGCCCUCUAUGGAUCGAGCCGGUGAAAGGCACGAUCACUCUCGAGAGUUUCAGUCCCCUGGCGCCCCAGGCUCAAGAUUUCUUAACCACCAUCGCGGAACCGCUUUCUCGUCCGACCCACCUCCACGAAUAUCGACUGACUGGCCACAGUUUAUAUGCGGCUGUGUCGGUGGGUUUGAAACCACAGGAUAUCGUCGCUUUUUUGGACCGCUUGUCGAAGACACCUCUACCAGAAAGCAUUAGGACCUUCAUCAUCGAAUUCACCAAAUCUUACGGUAAAAUCAAGAUGGUCCUGCGACACAACCACUACUACGUGGAAACGACAGACCCCGAAAUGCUGCAACGACUUUUGAAAGAUGAGGUCAUUGGUCCGCAAAGGAUUGAGAGCACGGAGGGUAUUAUCGAACGAGCGGCUCCAAAGAUGGGAGGUCUUGUUAUUCCUGGAACGAAAGAUGCGGCCGGUAUUCGAGAGACUGGUAAUCAGCAGGAGCCCGCUGCGGCGCUCCGGGAUGAGAAUCAAGAGCAAGCAAUGGACUACGGAAUCGACGAUGUUGGAGAGGACGAUAACGAAGAAGCCACAACCUACAGUUUCGAGAUUCCUCCUGCUGGUGUCGAAGUCGUCAAAGCCCGCUGCCAAGCGAUUGGGUGCCCUGCUCUGGAGGAGUACGAUUUCCAAGGCGAUACUGUCAACCCCAAUCUCGACAUGGAUUUGAAGCCUGCUGCCAGAAUUCGUUCAUACCAGGAGAAGAGUCUCAGCAAGAUGUUUGGUAACGGACGUGCCAAAAGUGGUAUCAUCGUUCUUCCGUGUGGUGCUGGUAAGACCUUGGUCGGCAUUACUGCAGCAGCAACUAUCAAGAAGGGUACAAUUGUGCUCUGCACCAGUUCCAUGUCGGUGGUCCAGUGGCGUAACGAAUUCUUGCGAUGGACCACCAUCGACCCGAACGACAUCGCCAUCUUCACAUCUGAUCACAAGGAAAAAUUUAAACGGUCUACUGGAAUUAUUGUGUCCACUUACUCAAUGGUGUCACAGACCCGAGCGCGUUCCUACGAUGCUCAGAAAAUGAUGGACUGGCUUCAGUCUCGUGAAUGGGGUAUGAUGAUUCUUGACGAAGUUCACGUCGUUCCCGCGUCUAUGUUCCGUAAGGUCACAUCCGCGAUUGCUGCUCAGAGCAAACUCGGCCUUACCGCGACCCUACUGCGUGAAGAUGACAAGAUUAAGGAUUUGAACUUCUUGAUCGGACCGAAGCUGUAUGAAGCGAACUGGAUGGAGCUUGCUGCACAGGGCCACAUCGCCAAGGUUCAAUGUGCCGAGGUGUGGUGCCCCAUGACUACUGAAUUCUACUCGGAAUAUCUGCGAGAGAGCUCAAGGAAACAGGCUCUUCUCUACAUCAUGAACCCACGCAAGUUCCAGGCUUGCCAGUUCUUGAUUGAUUUCCACGAGAAGCGUGGCGACAAAAUCAUUGUCUUCUCCGACAAUGUCUACGCAUUAGAGCGCUACGCGCUCAAGCUGAACAAGGCGUAUAUUUAUGGUGGAACUCCACAGAACGAGCGAAUGCGUAUCUUGGAGAAUUUCCAGCACAACGAGCAGGUCAAUACCAUCUUCCUGUCCAAGAUUGGUGACACAUCACUGGAUCUGCCCGAGGCUACAUGUCUCAUCCAGAUUUCGUCUCAUUACGGUUCGCGUCGUCAAGAGGCACAGCGACUGGGUCGAAUCUUGCGAGCCAAGCGCCGAAAUGAUGAGGGCUUCAAUGCCUUCUUCUACUCUCUCGUUUCCAAGGACACUAGUGAGAUGGUGUAUUCUGCCAAACGACAGGCUUUCCUGAUCGACCAAGGCUAUGCCUUCAAGGUUAUCACCCACCUUCAGGGCAUUGAUAACUUCGAAGGGCUGUCUUAUGCCACACCCGCGGAGCGUCGAGAGCUCCUCCAAGAAGUCAUGCUGCAGAACGAAUCCUCCGCGGACGUGGAACAGGUCACAGAUGAUCUUUUCUCGAUGCGGUCUGCAGGCAAGCGCGGCGGGAAGAGGCCAACCGCGAAACGAAGCGCAGCCACUCUCAGCGGCCUCGCUGGUGGCGAUGAUAUGGCUUACAUCGAAUAUAACAAGAGCAAGAAUAAACAACUCAAGGACAAGGGCGGUCAUCACCCGCUCUUCAUGAAGAUGCGGCGGCAACGCGAACGUGCGGCGAAGGAGAGGGAGUCAGCUAAGCCCUAA